This is a messenger RNA of Notolabrus celidotus (New Zealand spotty), 4093 nucleotides long. It is a transcript of the gene colgalt1b, whose product is annotated as collagen beta(1-O)galactosyltransferase 1b. Gene Ontology annotation, molecular function: procollagen galactosyltransferase activity. NCBI's taxonomy places the organism in Eukaryota, Metazoa, Chordata, Actinopteri, Labriformes, Labridae. The transcript has 12 exons. Bases 321 to 2150 code for a protein of 609 amino acids. The record is from RefSeq and is a predicted model, not a curated record.
ACGUCGGCGACGGAAGCUCGGUGGUUGCUUUGUCCCUAAUGGAAUACAAUAAAGUAUUAGAGUGACAUUUAAUGAAAUCUAAUUCUAAGCUUUAAGAUAUGUUGUAUAAUCGGUUUACAUCGUCAAAAAGAACAAACAGAGACGUGGGCCUAAGACUGGAAUUUAAAACCCCGAGUUCCCCUUAAACCAGUCCAGACCUGCCCUUUAACUGAGCCUGCUCCUCCGCCAUGUAUCCACUGUCGGCGUAACACAACAGACCCUCAGCUCCACAUAUCCUGCGCGUCCUUCUCUGUCCGCCUGCCCGUUCCAGUCCCCUUGCCAUGCCCCGGGUCAGCUCGCUUCUGCCUGCCCUGCUGUGUGUUCUCCUGGCGGGCCUGAGCCGGGGGUACUUCCCUGAGGAGCGCUGGAGCCCCGAGUCUCCGCUCCUCGCUCCCCGGGUCGUCAUCGCGCUGGUCUGCCGCAACUCUGCGCACAGUCUGCCGCUCUUCCUGGGAACCAUCGAGCGCCUCAACUACCCAAAGGACCGCAUUGCUCUGUGGGUGGCGACAGAUCACAACAUCGAUAACACCUCGGCUAUCCUGAGGGACUGGCUCAUCAAGGUGCAGAAUGAAUAUCACUAUGUUGAGUGGAGGCCUGAGGAUGAACCCAGUGCCUUUGAAGACGAGGUGGGGCCUAAGCACUGGAAUAAUCUCCGUUAUGAACAUGUGAUGAAGCUCCGUCAGGCAGCGCUGGAGACCGCCCGUGAGAUCUGGGCGGACUACCUCCUGGUGGCUGACUGCGACAACCUGCUCACCAACCGGGAUGUGUUGUGGAAACUGAUGAGAGAGAAUAAGACUAUCAUCGCGCCCAUGCUGGAGUCCAGAGCUGCCUACUCCAACUUCUGGUGCGGCAUGACUUCACAGGGUUACUACAAACGCACAGCAGCCUACAUGCCCUUCCGUAAGCAAGAGCGACGCGGCUGUUUUGCUGUCCCGAUGGUUCACUCCACCUACCUCGUGGACCUGCAGAAAGAAGCCUCCAGUCAGCUGGCUUUUUAUCCCCCACACCCCGAGUACAGCUGGACCCUGGAUGAUGUCAUCGUCUUUGCGUACUCUGCUCGCAUGGCAGAUGUGCAGAUGUACGUGUGCAACAAAGAGACAUACGGGUACUUACCUGUUCCUAUGCGUUCCCACGCGACUCUGCAGGACGAGGCUGAGAGCUUCUUGCACACUCAGCUUGAGGUCAUGGUGAGAAAUCCUCCGUUGGAGCCCUCCAGCUUCCUGUCUCUUCCUCCCAAGCAGCCUACAAAGAUUGGCUUUGAUGAGGUGUUUAUGAUCAAUCUGGUGCGGAGAGCUGACCGCCGGGAGCGAAUGCUAAGAGCUCUGUACGAGCAGGAGCUCAGCUGCAAGGUUUUUGCUGCCGUGGAUGGCAAAGCUUUGAACACGACUGAGAUAGACGCUAUGGGGAUUAAGAUGAUGCCGGGAUACAAAGACCCUUAUCAUGGCCGCCCUCUCACUAAGGGGGAACUGGGAUGCUUCCUCUCUCACUACAACAUCUGGAAGGAGAUCGUGGAUCGGGGUCUGCAGACCUCUCUGGUCAUCGAGGACGACCUCCGCUUCGAGGUGUUCUUCAAACGACGCCUCCAGGCUCUGCUGCAGGAGGUGACGACACACAAGCUGGACUGGGAUCUCAUCUACAUCGGGCGAAAGCGAAUGCAGGUGGACCACCGAGAGACCUCUGUGCCAAACAUCCACAACCUGGUGGAGGCAGAUUACUCGUACUGGACCCUAGGCUACAUGUUGUCACUACAAGGAGCCAAGAAACUGAUGAGGGCCGACCCUCUUACAAAGAUGCUUCCUGUCGAUGAGUUCCUCCCCGUCAUGUACGACAAACAUCCGAUCUCAGAGUACAUGGAUCACUUUGAGAAGCGGGACCUGCAAGCCUUCUCUGCCGAGCCGCUUCUGGUGUACCCGACGCAUUACACUGGUGACACAGGCUACAUCAGCGACACGGAGACAUCGGUGGUCUGGGACAAUGAGACCGUCAAUACUGACUGGGACCGAGCCAAGUCGAGGAAAACUCAGGAGCAAGGGGAGCUGAGCUUCGAGGCCCAGAACUCUGACGUACUCCAGUCCGAGCUGGAGAACUGGAGUGCACGAGAAGAGCUGUGACAGAGAGCAGAGAGGACACGAGGAGGAGAGGCGGAGAUAAGUGUGGCACACCGAGAUAAGGAUGAGGACAAUAGAACAAAGCUGUGAUAGUGAGAGGAAGGGGAGAGUGGAGGGAAUACAGCAGGAUGCAGGGGAGCAGGGAGGUAAGGCUGCAGAUGUACACAGUGAGGAGGAGGGUUUCAUCUUUCUCCAAAGAGAGGAGGUGACAUUUAGAGUUAACUCUUGAAGAGUCAGCUAGCAGCUUCUGUUUUAUUUAUUGCAUACUGAGCACAUCCUUUGACCACAGCAUGGUCCAUAAUAAUAAUAGUUUCAUCUUUUAAAUAAUAAUUUGCUCAAACUAGGGGUUGACUGAUUAUCCAGCAUUUUAUUUUACUGAUGGCUGAUAAAAGUGGGCUUCUUUGGCUUUGCUGCCCAUAUGUUUGGCCCUUUGGGUCUGUUUUCAGUAACCUAAAGCCCCGCCUACAACACGAUCUGAUUGGCUGGACGUCACAUGACUGUGUGAUGUAACUGUACUGAAAGUGUAACUAGUUAACUCCUGCAAAAGACAUUCAAAUCAAGUGUUGUGUUGGAGUUUGUAAUAUUCCAAACUGUAAAUUUUGACAUAGUUAUUCUAUUCCACCUUAAGUGCAUAUCAGUCAUUGGUCACAUGAACUACUAAGCAUCGGUAUGAGCAUUAAAAAAAUGACAGUAUCACCCCAACUACCAGUCAAAGUUUGGACACACCUUCUCAUUCAAGGGUUUGUAUUUAUUUUAAUGAUUUUAAACACUGUAGAUUAAUACUGAAGACAUCCAAACUAUAAAAAAACAUAUAUGGAAUUAUUGAAUGAACUAAAAGUGUUAAACAAAGCAGAAUCUGUUUUAUAUUUUAGAUUCUGUAAAGUAGCCCCCUUUUCCCUUCAUGACAGCUUUGCACACUCUUGGUAUUCUCUCAGUCUGCUUCAUGAAGUGGUCUCCUGGAAUGGUUUCUAAUGAACAUGAGCCUUGUCAAGAGUUCAUUUGUAGAAUGACUUGCCUUCUUAAUGUGUUUGAGACCAUCAGUUGUGUUGUUCAGAGGUAGGGUUAGUACACAAUGGAUAGCCCUAUUUGACUACUGUUGUAAUCCAGAUUAUGUUAAACCCAGAUUAUUUCAUAGUUUUGAUGUCUUCAGUAUUAAUCUACAAUGUUGAAAAUAAUUAAAAUAAAUAAAAACAAUGAAUGAGAAGGUGUGAACAAACUUCUGUCUGGUAGUGUGCAUCCAAAAGUGGAAAAGUAAGCUAACUUCAAAGUGACUCCAAAGACUCCUUGUUACAUUUCAAGUAUCCUGAAGAGCUCCACAUCACCAGAACUUUACCCUGUGCUGCGUGUCGAGUCCUCAAUGUGAACACUCUAAAACACACUACACAACAUUAUGAUGUUGUUUCUCUUUUACACUCACUGGUUCCCAACCUGAACUUAAGUUUGACCAGAAAUAGUUUUUAUUUUUCACGCUGUGAAUGAUUUGUAGAGUCUUGGAGAAAUUAGAGGACCUAGUAAUUUCAUGGAUCAUAAGCUUAGAGCGUGCCGUUUGUCCUCUCUGCGACCUGAUUGCCACGUUGGGAACUUCUUUCCUUCUUCGUCUGCUUCUCGGCCAGUGAACUUAACAUCUUGUCAUGUAGCUCAGCUGUGAGUAGCCGAUGUGUUAUUUAAGUACAUAAGGCUGUUCCUUGAUAACCUUAUAUAUUUCUAACCAUGAAUGUAUCUGUUUUUAUUUACUUGCUGUCACAUGUUUUACAGAUUGACAGAUGAGUUUAUUUCAGCGUCUCCUCUCUCUACAUUUUGACAUUUUGUUGCUUUUUAUUUUGACAAUCAAAAAAACUCAACUGAACAUUGAUGUUUUUUUAGUAACAUUUCAUGUUUUGUCGCUCUGAGUUUGCAGAGUUUGUCUUUUUUUAACCAAAGAUUGAAUAAAAACUUUUAUAAUGACA